AGGGCUGUGAUGAGAUAAUAGAUUAAACAUACUUUACAUCUACUAAGUAUAUCUUCACUGUUCUAAAGUUGGAAUGCUAAGGAUAGAGGAAUGUUGACUUUAUAAAUCCCAAGCGACUCCUUCGCCGCUUCCGCCAGAUUCCUUGCUGGAACCGUGGGAUAAUCGCAUGUAGAAAUCCACGGAAUAUCGGGAGCGAGAGAUGUGUGGAAGUACACUGCUCCACGCUCUUGGGCCAGUUGCCUGAGGUGCCGGCGUGUUGGCGACCUGGCGACCUGGCCACCUGUGACCCACAAGGGAUUCUGCCUCAGAGGAUGUUCCUGCUGGUGAUGAACAGCUUGCUCUCGGCGGUCACGGCUCGUCCAUCGGUGCCCUCGGACACCGUGUGCGGCAGUAAUGCUUGUUACACCGCACACCUGGACAGAAAGUCCUUCCACCAGGCCCUAGAAAGGUGCAAAGCCAACGGGGGUAGCCUGGCGACGGCCAAGAACGCCGAGGAAGCGCUGCUGAUCCACAAGCUGCUGGCCGGAUUCUCCGCCGGACAGCGGCCGAAGAGCAAGUUUUGGCUCGGACUCCAGCUGCCCCCGAGGCAUUGCUACCAGCAGCAUAAACCGCUGAGGGGCUUCAUCUGGACCUCGGGAGGAGAAGAGACCACCUACUCCAACUGGGCCAGGGAGCCCCGGAGUACCUGCACCGCGCACAGAUGCGUUCACAUCAUCUCCAGCUCCGGGAGCAGCCCCAGCCCGGCCGGAGGCAACUACAAGUGGCAUGACGACGCGUGCAGACACGGCGUGGACGGCUACCUUUGCAAGUUCAGCUUUAAAGGUAUGUGCCCUCAGAUCGCCCUGAGCGGCCCGGGUUCGGCCACCUACACUACCCCUUUCGACGCCGAGAGUUCUUCCUUGACCCACGUCCCGUUCGGUUCCAUUGCAGUCGUGUCCUGCGAAGGGGGUUCUCCUGCAGCCGACUAUAUGCUGUGCAAGGAACAAGACCCGGGGCAGUAUGGAUGGUCGAGCGAUGGACCCUUCUGCACCCCUCCAUCUGGCUGCGACCUUGAUAAUGGGGGCUGCACACAGAUUUGCGUAAGCGCCGGAGGCGGGGGAGGAUUCCGGUGUCAGUGCGAACCUGGGUACCAACUGCGCGGGGACCAGCGCUCCUGCGAGCCUCGGGACUACUGCCAGGACCGGCCGUGUGAAUACAGAUGUGUCAGCCAUUUUCAGGGUUUCGAGUGUUUGUGCCCCGUGGGCUACCAGCUCGCGGAAAACGGGAGCAGCUGCGAGGACACGGACGAAUGCGCGCAGAGGCCAUGCGCCCAGAUAUGUAUCAAUACGCUGGGGAGUUUUCGCUGCAAUUGCACCCAGGGUUACGCGCUGAUUGACAGCCAGUGCAGUGACCUGGAUGAAUGCUCAGGCCAUCCCUGUGACCACAUCUGCCAGAACACCGUCGGCUCGUACAAGUGCUUUUGCAGAGCAGGCUACCGACUCCAAGAGACCUUCUGCCUGGACAUUGACGAGUGCACAACACACCCCUGUCAGGGGACCUGCUCCAACAGCGAAGGCGGCUUCCAGUGUUCCUGCAGCCAAGGCUACGAGCUCGCGGAGGAUGGAGAAAGUUGCAUUCCGGCAGAUGUGACCACCUUGCUCACCUCCACUGCCCAGCGCUGGGACACCACGGCGGGAGAGUGGGAUCCCACCACACUGAGGGAACUCAGCUCUGAUUGGGAAACGUCCUCCGUCUCAUUAGGGGGUCCGUUCACCAGGAUGGGUGCGGCAGCGGAGAGCACCACUGUAGACUGGACCCCCGUUCCUUCGCCUACAACAGCGCAACUCUCCGAGAAGCACAGCCCUGCCAGUCUGUCGUGGGUGCUGAUGGGCGCUCUGGGCUCCGUGGCUGCGCUACUGCUCGUGCUGUGUGUGGUGGGUUUCAUCAUCUGCCUUCGCAACCGGUCGCCCAAAGAUAAGGGCAGCAACGCCGGAGAUUACUACAGCUGGGUGCAGUCAACGGGGCAAUCCCCAUUCAGCCGUUCAAGCAAUAAUUACAUCGAGAUUGAAGCCAGCCAAACCGAGCUCAGAUUCAUCAGAAGGAGAAAAAUGUUCGUGCUGUCUAUCAGCCUGUGCGCCCUGGUGUCUCUGGUGUAUUCGGAUCCACAAGAAUUCUCACCUGCUGUCUGCGUGGCUAACGUCUGCUACAGCCUAAAAAGGGAGGCGAGGAAGUUUAACAUGGCCAGAACCAGCUGCAAAAAGGCCGGGGGAGACGCGAUGACCGUGCGCACCACGGUGGCCGCCGAAGCUAUCGCGGUGUUGCUGCAGAAAGUGAACGCCGAUUCCUCCUCGCACUUCUGGCUGGGGCUGCAGCUUCACCAGAGGACUUGCCCCAGCAAUAGCAGCCGAUUGAGGGGUUAUCGCUGGGUGAGCGGGGACAAUGACACCGACUACACCAACUGGGGCUCGGUGUCCGAAGAGUGCGGACCGCGAUGUGUGACCGUCUCCGGCAGGGACCUAUGGGUCGACCGCCCGUGCAACAAGAAGGCGAAUGGCGUGCUGUGCGAGUACAGAUACAACAGCAGCUGCGAACCACUAACCCUGCACAACUCCUCCACCACCUUCGUCACUCCUUUCGGUGCCCGGAGCUCCGAGCUGACUAGACUGCCUCGGGGCACCAUGGCCGAGGUCUCCCCGUCGAAUAUCAGCUUACAAUGUAACGGCACUCUUGGCUGGGUGGGUUACGGACCAGGCCCUUGGGUCUGUCAAGUGAACAAUGGGGGCUGCGAGCACACUUGCCAAGAAGGACCUCCGCCCAAGUGCAGCUGCCACGGGGAUUACAGGCUGGACAGUGACGGGUUAAGUUGCCGAGAGGUCGAUCCGUGCGAGGAAGAGAAGUGCGCGCACAGCUGCCAGAAGCGGGACGGGAAGGCAGUAUGUUCCUGCGACAGCGGCUACGCGCUGGACGCCGACCACAAGAGUUGCAUCGAUAUCAAUGAGUGCCUGUCCAACCCCUGCGAGCACAACUGCAUAAACGCGGAGGGAAGCUUCCAGUGCAUUUGCAGGAAAGGCUACGAAAUGUCCCAGGAUGGCAAGUGCAAGGACAUCAACGAGUGCCUACAAAACCCGUGCAAACACAGCUGCAGCAACACGCCAGGGAGCUUCAAGUGCAGCUGCGGGUCCGGGUACGAUAUCAGUCCCGAUGAUCCGACAAAAUGCGUUUGGUACUGCCUUUCCAGCUCCUGUCCGGCUCGCUGCAUCGACCACGAGUGUACUUGCCCGCCUAAUUUUAUCUUGGACGAUUCGACUGAAGUAUGCAAUGAUAUUGACGAGUGCCAAUCUCAUUGCCAGGGUCACACCUGCAUCAACUUACCCGGCGACUUCAAAUGUGAAUGCAGGGACGGUUACGAUUAUCAGAAUGGGGUUUGCGAACCCGAGGGCUCCGGUGAUAACUUUACAUUAGAAGCCCAGACGGCCAAGCCCACCGCGAAAUCCACGCCCGCCAGUGCCGGCCUGUCGCUCAGUGUUGUCCUCGGCACCAUCUUUGCCAUCGCCGUGCUCACCUUGAUCUGCGCCGGGGUGGGACAUCACCUGUUUAAGAAGAGAGGCAAGUGGCAGACCUCCACCAAGUACAAGUCGGCUAAUGUGGAGGAGGACGUUAAUCUCAGUCAGGUCACGACCGGCGACAACUGCAAGCACCAGUACUCCAGUGAGAAAUGUAAUGUGGGGACCUGAAGCUCACUGGACACAAAUGCCGAACCAGAGGGAGAUUUGGAACCUUUGACAUGACGACACUGGGUGAGGGUGGGGGAGUCUACAAUUUGAAAUUGCAUUUGCUGACUCGAAGCUAUAUGCGUGUGAGCAGUUGUACAAAUUCCAUCUCUGAAUUUAACCAGGUUCCCACUGCAUUCCGCUGGACACUAUUGUUAGGCUGAUGCCAAACUAAUGGUCGUACUUGAACCUUGAAAUGGCCCGAUGGUGCUGUCGGUUCAGUUACGCUUAAACACAGGUUUCCCACUCCCCUCCCUGAACAUCUAUCUUUGUUUAUGGUCGGUUCAACGAUUGCAGGAGAGGGGCACUUGCGAGUAAUGACGCUACCCAGGCAUGCUACCCAUUUUUAUAGGCAACUCCUUAGUCUGGAGCAAAUAAUCCAGGUGGGCAUACCAGUUUAGAACGAUAUGUCAUAAAGUGCCUAAUAUUUUUCUCAGUAUCGUUUGUAUGCAAGGUGUGACAGAAAGUAUGUCGUGCAAAUUCCAAAGUUCAAGGUGACUAAAUGAGGUAAUGGUUGGGUAAUGUUUACCUGAGGAAUUGUGAAGGGAAAGUAGUUUUUUAUAGUGGGGGGGGGACUGCGGGAGACUGGAUCCGGGACCCCCUAUUUUGAUUGGUUUACCGCUCAUGUUUGUCCCAAUGUCUGUCGACCUAAUGGCCAUUUGAUGAAAAAUAUGGCUGCUGGUGGUUGUUGUAUUUCUACAGCAUUACUUCAAUUAUUUGUACAAAUGGAUUGGCCCAGGGUAUAUCCAGGAAUUUGGGACACGGGCGAUUGAGACGAGGAACCUGUGCAUUUGUAUUUAUUAUAUCUUUGAAAUAUCUGUAUAAUCAUGUUUUAAACGAGUUUUAUAUAUCUACAUGAACUGUAAGGAAAACGCGACGACGCUGCAUACUUUAAAAUAAAAAUUUGAAACUAUUUCUUUA
Messenger RNA from Mobula hypostoma (lesser devil ray), 4670 nucleotides. Its product is annotated as complement component C1q receptor-like. The transcript is spliced from 2 exons. The record is from RefSeq and is a predicted model, not a curated record. Gene Ontology annotation, molecular function: extracellular matrix protein binding; calcium ion binding; extracellular matrix binding. Gene Ontology annotation, cellular component: external side of plasma membrane; extracellular matrix. The coding region runs from base 312 to 3713 and encodes 1133 amino acids. Lineage: Eukaryota; Metazoa; Chordata; Chondrichthyes; Myliobatiformes; Myliobatidae. Gene Ontology annotation, biological process: cell migration.